AUGACCGCGCCAAAUGAUAUGAAGUUGUCCGAGUUUGCUUCGAAGCAUGAUACAGAGCAAGCGGUGAUGGAUGUCCAGGAUGGACACUUGAAGCAUCACGAGAUACGUGACCUUGACCCUGCUCUCCAGUUCAUGAACGCAGAGGAGAUUGAAUAUACCCCCGACGAGGCCAAACAUGUUUUGUCCAAGAUCGAUCGAGUGCUCAUGCCCUUGCUCUGUUGGGUCUAUUUGAUUCAGUUUGCGGACAAAACGUCUUUAAACUAUGCUUCCCUCAUGGGAAUUCGUGAAGAUACCCAUUUGGACGCCAACUCGCAGCAGUAUAGCUGGGUUUCCAGUAUCUUCUAUGCUGGGUACAUCUUUUGGGAAUUCCCCACCACCUAUCUGCUUCGUCGUCUGCCCUUGGGCAAGUACACCUCGGUCAAUAUCCUACUAUGGGGCAUUGCGCUGGUCUGCCACGCCGUCGCUCAUAAUUAUGCAACCUUACUAUGCGUCCGUUUCUUCUUGGGCGCCUUUGAAGCCACAGUGACACCAGCCUUUGUCUUAUUUACUUCUUGUUGGUAUAAGCAAGAGGAACAAGCCAAACGCAUGGGCCUGUGGCUCAGCUGUAACGGGCUGGCUCAGUUGCUUAUUGGACCUAUUGCUUACGGCUUAGCCGGUGUGCAAGGAACCACCAUUGCCGUGUGGAAAAUCCUCUUCUUGAUUUUGGGCCUACCCACCGUCUUAACUGGUGUGGUAUAUCUCUGGUGCAUGCCCGACAACCAAGUACAAGCCCGGUUCUUGAACCACCGCGAGAAGCUUAUUGCCAUUGAUCGAAUCCGCGGCAACUUCCAAGGCAUCGGCAAUCAAACAUGGAAAUGGCCUCAAUUCUUCGAAGCAUUCCGCGAUCCACGCACUUAUCUUUACGUUCUAUUCUCGCUACUGAUGAACAUCCCCAACGGAGGAAUCACCACCUUUGGCUCUAUCAUCAUCAGCUCUUUUGGAUUUUCCAACCGAAUGUCCCUCAUUUUGAACAUGCCAAUGGGAAUCGUGGAUAUAGCCUGUAAACUGGGCCUGACCUAUCUCUCCGAUCGAUUCUUCGAUCGAACCCUCUUCGCCAUAAUCGCUAUCCUGAUUCCCAUGAUCGGCGGUAUCAUGAUGAUCGUGAUCCCCUUGGACGCCAAAGCCGGCUUGCUCAUUGGAUACUACUUCAUCGGUGCAGCCGGAACCGCCUGGUGUCUCGUGAUGGUGAUGAUCUCCAACAAUACUCUAGGAUAUACCAAGAAAGCAACAGUGAAUGGUCUUCAGAUUGUGGCCUAUGCAGCCGGAAACUGGAUCGGUCCUCAGACAUUCCGCUCAACCCAAGCACCCGAAUACUUUGAUGGCAAACUGAUGGUUGCUAUCAUGUAUGCUAUGGCAUCGGCUACCUUGGUAGCAAUUCGUGUCGUCAAUAUCAUAGAGAAUAAGAGGCGCGACCGCAAGGCGAUCGCGGAGCCUGACACUGCCCAUGCUACCCCUGGGUCUGAAUUCUUGGAUUUGACGGAUUUUGAGCAGCCAGCCUUCCGCUACGUUCUCUGA
Molecule: messenger RNA, 1554 nt
Organism: Penicillium brevicompactum
Lineage: Eukaryota; Fungi; Ascomycota; Eurotiomycetes; Eurotiales; Aspergillaceae
Exons: 2
Coding region: 1-1554 (517 amino acids)
Biological process (GO): dipeptide transport; tripeptide transport; allantoate transport
Cellular component (GO): plasma membrane
Molecular function (GO): dipeptide transmembrane transporter activity; allantoate transmembrane transporter activity
Source: RefSeq, a predicted model, not a curated record